This is a messenger RNA of Nestor notabilis (Kea), 1670 nucleotides long. It is a transcript of the gene ATP1B1, whose product is annotated as ATPase, Na+/K+ transporting, beta 1 polypeptide. The annotation marks the transcript as partial. Gene Ontology annotation, molecular function: ATPase activator activity. Gene Ontology annotation, biological process: intracellular sodium ion homeostasis; potassium ion import across plasma membrane; sodium ion export across plasma membrane. The record is from RefSeq and is a predicted model, not a curated record. Gene Ontology annotation, cellular component: sodium:potassium-exchanging ATPase complex. The transcript has 3 exons. Lineage: Eukaryota; Metazoa; Chordata; Aves; Psittaciformes; Psittacidae.
ACAUUCCUACCGAUUACAAAGAGAGAGGACUAUAUAAUGAUGCCCAGGGCCAGAAGAAGGUCUGCAAAUUCAAACGUGAAUGGCUGGAAAACUGUUCUGGAAUAAAUGAUCCUACCUUUGGGUACGGUUAUGGCAAACCAUGCAUCCUCAUCAAGCUCAACAGAAUUAUCGGCUUCAAACCUAAGGUUCUGGCAAAUGCGACCCUCCCUUCAGAGAUUAUGGCAAAAUACCACCCACAUCUCAUCCCUGUCCACUGCGCUGCCAAGCGAGACGAGGAUGCAGACAAAAUAGGCACAGUGGAGUACUAUGGGAUGGGCGGCUACCCUGGCUUUGGCCUGCAGUACUAUCCCUACUAUGGGAAGCUCCUGCAGCCGCGGUACCUGCAGCCGCUGGUGGCAGUGCAGUUCACCAACCUGACCUAUGACAUGGAGGUGCGCGUGGAAUGCAAGGCCUACGGGCAGAACAUCCAGUACAGCGACAAAGACCGCUUCCAGGGACGCUUUGAUAUUAAAUUUGACAUAAAAAGCAGCUGAUUGUAAGCACAACUCUGUCCUCCCCCUCCCCCCUCCUCCUAGCCAUUUAAAAAGGUUAAAAAAAAAAAGAAAAAAAAAGAACAAAAAAGAAAACCUACUAGUCUUGAACAAACUGUCAUACGUAUGGGACCUACACGUAAUCUAUAUGCUUUACACUAGCUUUCUGCAUUUACUAGGUUAGAAUGUAAACAAAGUGUAGCAAUAGCGACAAAUAUUUAUUCUACUGUAAAUGACAAAAGAAGAUGAAAUUGAGCCUUGGGACAUGCCCAUUUUUACUGUAAAUUAUGAUUCCAUAACUGACUUGUAGUAAGCAGUGUUUCUGGCCCCUAAGUAUUGCUGCCUUGUGUAUUUUAUUUAGUGUACAGUACUAUAGGUGCAUACUCUGGUCAUUUUUCAAGCCAUGUAUUGUAUCUGUUUUCUACUUCUCGUGAGCAAAGACUUUUGCUGUCCAAGGUGUAAAUACUCAAUGGGACUAGAACUGGCAUGAUAACUUCUCAUCAUUUUGUUCCUUUUCCAAGAAAGGCCCACCUGUGAGACUCUGUUUAACAGCACUCCAUAAGGCUUCUGACUCUUCUGUGGUGGUAGGGUAUUUUAUUUGGAGGGGUGGCAGGGGAACUAACUGAAGUGACACUAAAGAGACAUUUGUGUCUCGUACUGUGCUCGGUAGCGAGUGCUGUCUCUCCACCUCUUCCCACAUCCUCCAGUAUGUUGUGUGAGAGACUGGGUCACGCUAUCGCUCUCCUCAGUGAUAGGCAUAACUCUUUGCUUUGUAUAUUUUCUUUUUCUUCUUUUUUUCUUUUCCUGCUGGAGGCAUCGCACACUGUGGUGCUAAUGUCUUUAUUGAAUGUUUUAACCAUUUUCAUGGUGGAAGAAUUUUAUAUUUAUGCAGUUGUACAAUUUUAUUUUUUCUGCAAGAAAGUGUAAUGUAUGAAAUAAACCAAAGUCACAUGUUUGAAAAUAAAUCUUUAUUUUAAACUUUAUAAAAGCAAUGCAGUACCCCAUAGAAUGGUGUUAAAUGUCGUCUAAAGUGCAAAACUCUAUGUUCUAACAUGUAAUAAUAGCCAGGAGUACAGUGCUCUUGUUGAUCUUGUAUUUCAGUCAGGUUGAAACAUUGGACAAAUAAAUAAAUGAACACAC